AGAAGUGUGCAAUUUAUUUGGUGGCAUCUUCAUCUGUGCUUUACUAGGGACGCAAGAAAGUGGUGCUGAUCAUAAAGUAAUACAGCUAAAUCGGGAAACAAGAAUGGAUAUUGUCACGACCAUUGCUGGAAAAUUUUUAGAACCGAUAGUAGAAUACACCGUGGCACCCAUUGGAAGGCAAUUGGGUUAUUUGAUUUUCUACAAAGGCAAUUUCAAGAAUCUGAAGGAUCAAGUUGACGAGCUGAAGAGAGAGAAGGAAACUAUAAGUAAUGAAGUGGAGGCAGAAAGAAGAAAUGGACGCCAAAUUUAUGAUGCUGCACAAAACUGGCUGAACAGAGUGGAUGAAAUCAUAGAAGUGGCAGAGAAACUUGGUGAUGAUCCUCGUCAUAGGAAAGCUGGUUGCUGCAUGGGACCUUUCCCUGAUUUGAAGUCACGGCACCAACUCAGUAGAAAAGCAAAGAAAAUGGCUAUAACUGUUGCUGAAGUAAAGCAACAGAAAGGUGGCAUUUAUCCACUUGCAUUCUUGCCUGCUCUAGAGGGAGUAGGCUUCACUUCUGCUACAAGCAGUGAAAAGCUUGGGUCAAGAAAGAAAAUGAAGGAGGAAAUUAUAUUGGCCCUAAGAGACCCAAACUUAAGGCGGAUUGGGGUCUAUGGGCUUGGCGGAGUUGGGAAAACCACUCUAGUUGAAGAAAUUGCUAAACAGGUUAAAGAUGACAAGUUGUUUGAUCAAGUUGUUAUGGCUAACAUAUCCCCAGCUCCAGAUCUUGAAAGAAUUCAACGUGAAAUAGCAGAUUUUUUGGGUCUUCGCUUUGAGGAGAUGAGCAUACCUGGAAGAGCAUUACGCCUCGAGCAGAGAAUUGAAAAUGAGAAACGUAUCCUGGUCAUAUUAGAUGAUAUUUGGGAUGUACUUGAAUUUAAAAAGCUUGGAAUUCCUUCGAAUGAUCAUAAGGGUUGCAAGUUAUUAUUGACUUCUAGGGAUCUAAAGAUAUUACAACAAUUGGAGACUCAGAAAGAUUUUAAGAUAGAUGUUUUAAAUGAAGAAGAAGCUUGGAACUUGUUUAAAGAAAUGGUGGGCGAUGUUGUUAAAGAUGGUCAUUUGCAUGACAAGGCAAUCAACAUAGCCCGAAAAUGUGGGGGCUUGAUUGUUCUUCUUGUGACAGUGGCAAGAGCACUAAAAAAUAAACAUAAUACUGAUCAUUGGGAAGAUGCCUUAAACCAGUUAAAGAUUGGUGAUAAGGAAGGAAUGAAAGAGAAAAUUUAUUCAAGUUUGGAGUUCAGUUACCAUCAUCUGGAGGGUGAUGAUGUGAAGGCACUUUUCCUGCUUUGUGGAUCAGUAGGUCCACUAAUUUCUGUUAAAUACUUGUUGAAAUAUGCUAUAGGUUUAGGCAUAUUCAAGCAAACUUAUUCUCCAAAACUUGCAAGGUCUAAACUUCAUAGCUUAAUUGGUUCCUUAAAGGCAUCUUGUCUAUUGCUCGAAGACAAGUCAAAUGACAGAGCUAAAAUGCAUGACAUUGUACAUGAAGUAGCAGUCUCAAUUGCUUCAAGAGAUCAUCAUGUUUUCAAAAUUGGAAGGGGUGAUGAAUUAAAGAAAUGGCCAUCAGAGGAAUUCCUUCAAAGAUGCACUCAAAUCAUCUUGAAUUGGUGUGACAUUUCUAAGCUUCCUGAAAGGUUAGAAUGUCCUAAUAUUAAACUUUUUUUUUUGUCUAAUAAGAAUGAAUCUUUAAGUGUCCCAGAAUCUUUCUUUGAGGGAAUGAAAAGCCUUAAAGUGUUAGAUUUGACUUGCAUGCACUUACCUUCAUUGCCCCAAUCUUUUCAUUAUCUUAGUGACCUUCGAACACUUUGUUUGGAUCAUUGUGCUUUAGGAGAUAUGACCAACAUUGGAGCUUUAACGAAUUUGGAAAUUCUUAGCCUCAAUGGGUCAUCUAUGAUAGCGUUGCCUAGUGAACUAAUGCAGUUGACUCAUCUUAAAAUGUUGGAUUUGACUGAUUCUGGAAUUGAAAUCUUUCCUUCUAACAUUAUAUCAAGAUUGACCAAAUUGGAGGAGUUGUAUUUGGGCAAUACCUCCAUCAAGUGGGACCAAGAAGACUCAACUGAGGAAAACAAAAAUGCUUCCCUUUCUGAACUUAGGCAUUUGAAACACUUAACAGCUCUAGAAAUUCAGAGCAAAGGGGCUUGGGUUCUACCAAGGGAGCUAAUGUUUGGCGAACCCGAUAGAUACAAAAUAAUGAUAGGAGAUAUCUGGGAAUGGUCUAAUAAUUAUGGGGCAUCCAAAAUAUUGAAGGUCAAGCUUGAUACUGUCAUUCAUUUGGAGCAUGGGAUAGAAGAACUUAUUAAAGGAGUAGAGGAUUUGUCCUUGGAUGAAGUGAAUGGAAUCUCCGAUGUGCUUUACAAUUUGAAUGGAGAAGGAUUUCCUUUGUUAAAGCACCUUCACAUCCAAAAUAAUGGGGAAAUUCAACACAUCAUCAACUCAAUGAACAGAAAACUGAUUAGUCAUGUUUUCUUUCCAAAAUUGGAAACAUUAGUACUCCAAAAUCUCAAUAAAUUGGAGAAGAUAUGUCAUGGCUCUUUUACGAAUAACUCAUUUGCACAACUUAGAUCCAUCAAAGUCAAAUGUUGUGAGCAGUUGAAGUAUAUUUUCUCAGUGUUGAUGGUCAAAGCUCUUUGCCAACUUGUUGAGAUUGAAGUUUCAGAAUGCAGUUCUAUGAGAAAGAUUGUAUUUGGAGAAAACUCUUUCCCAAACUCUGAUGACAAUAUUGAGUUCUGUUCUUUGAGAUCCUUGAUCCUACGAUAUUUGCCAGGGAUCGAGGAUUUCUAUUCUGGUUUGCUGACGUCUUCAACAACUAAGCAGAGUUUGUCACUCCAAACUAACGUUCCAUCAUCUUUUUUCAGUGGGAAGGAUGAUAGCCUUUCUGUAGCCAAUUGUUUUCACAUGUUGGCUAAGCUGAGUGUGGAAGAGUGUAGUGCCUUGAAGUAUUUAAUCUCUUCUUCUAUGGUUGGAUGUUUUCCAAAUCUUAAGGACCUUCAAAUAAGAGAGUGUGAGAUGAUGGAGGAGAUAAUUGGUACAGAGGGGAGAAAUAGUGCUGCAAUUGAAGAGGUUGGGUUUCCAAAGUUGGAGACUGUCAUAAUAAGCAACAUGAAAAGGUUAAGGAAAGUAUGGUACUCCCAAUUUGAAGGGUUGAAGACUAUGGAGGUGAAUAAUUGUGAGAAACUUGAGCAUAUUUUCCCAUCUGAUAUGCACACAACAUUUGGCAGAAUGGAGACAUUGAAGAUCACUGAUUGUGGUUCAGUGAAAGAGAUAUUCAAAUUACCGAACAAUGAAAUCACUGGUGAAGAGGCCACACAAUUGAAGAACCUGCAUCUGCUUCGCUUGCCCGAGUUGAAACAAAUAUGGAAUAAGGACCCCCAAGGAAAUUUCCGCUUUCACAAUCUCCAAGAUGUCCAUGUUGAAGGAUGUGAAAACUUAGACUAUCUCUUCCCAUUUUCAAUAGCCCUGGAUCUUCAUCAACUCGAAAAACUCACAAUGCAUUCUUGUGGAAUGAGUGAAAUUGUAGCAAAGAAAGAGGAAACAGCCAUAUUUCACUUUGAUCAAUUACACAUCUUGCAGAUUUGGAACAUGCCUCGACUUGAUAGAUUUUAUAGUGGAAGUCACAGUUUAACGUGCCCAUCAUUGAAAAUGUUAUGGGUCUUCAAAUGUCCAAAAUUGAGGUUAUUAGGGAGACAGAGAACAAGAAACCAUAGCAAGAGUGGUGAUGACCGAAAUCCGCAUCCCUCUAUGCAAGAUCCUCUCUUCUUGGUUGAAGAGGUGAUUCCGAAGCUGGAAAAUUGGACAUUAAAUAACACAGAAGCCAUAAUGAUGUUGGAAGACCCACAAUGGAAGGACCGUUAUUUGAGUAAAAUGAAGACUCUUCGAAUGUCUUAUUUUGACAACAAAACAGCAGCAACUUUUCUGGACUCAAUUGCGCAAAAGGCACCAAACUUGAAAACUCUAGUUGUCCAACAUGGUUCCUUGAAAGAGAUAUUCCAACACAAAAGAGUUGCAUAUGAGGAAGGCAAGAAUGAAAUCAAGACCCAGCUUGAAGUUUUAACGCUGCAUAAUCUACAACUGGAACACAUAUGUAGAGAAAGAUGCAAGAUCGACCCAAUUCUUGAGGUUCUUGGAGUUUUGAAUGUGACAGAAUGUGCCAAUUUGAAAACUUUGGUUCCUUCCUCCGUCACUUUUUCCCACCUGACAUAUUUGAAGAUUCAAAAGUGUAAUGGAUUGAUAAGCUUAAUUUACUCAUCAACUGCAGCAAGUUUGGUCAAUCUUCAAGAAAUAAAAUUAAAAGAAUGCAAUUCACUUGAAGAAAUAAUGACGCAGGAGAUGAAUGAGACAAGAGAUGAAAUCGUAUUUAGAAAUUUGAGAACUAUAGCAUUGGAAAGCUUGCCAAGGCUCAAUAGUUUCUCAUCUAGCAGUCAAUGCUUCUUCAGGUUCCCAUUGUUGAAGAAAGUUGUUGUGAGGCAAUGUCCAAGGAUGAAAACCUUCUGUGAAAGAGCAACAAGCACGCCAAUGCUCAGAAAGGUAAUAACCAAAGAGGGGAAAGACGAAGAAUGGUGCUGGGAAAGCGACUUGAACAGAACAAUAAAAAUGGUCCAUGGGAAUAAGAUUGCAUUCCGUGAUAUGGAGCAUCUUGAUUUAUCCUUGUAUCCUGAGCUAAAAGACUCUUGGAGCAGUCCCAUUGAGAAUAAAAUAUUCUGUAAUUUGAAAUCUUUGGCAGUCGAACAUUGUGACUUUUUAUCAGAUGUUCUUAUUCCUUCAAAUAUGCUGCGAGCCUUGGGGAACUUGGAAGAAAUUCGCGUAAAAGACUGUGAUUCACUAGAAGUUGUGGUUGAAUUUGAUGUAGCAAAAGAAGGGGCAAUAUCAGAGAAAGGGGCGAGUCAUCUGCGAAAAAUCGCCCUAUCUAAUCUGCCUAAACUCCAAUACAUAUGGAAACCAAGUCUCGGAGGGAAAAGGGAAGAGGAAGAAGUUCAAGUCCAAUGUCAACAGCCUCUGUCUUUUCUUGCUAAGGUACUUCUACCCAAACUGGAAACAAUAAUAAUAGAAGACUUGCAAAACUUGGAAACAAUAUGGCACCCUGUCCUAACUCCGAAUUCCAUGGGUAGCUUUGAGACAUUGAAAGUGAAAAAGUGUCAGAAAAUGCAGCAUAUAUUUCCAACAUACAUGAACGGAGUAUUUGCAACUCUACAGACGUUGAUGGUCGAAGCCUGCAAAUCAGUGCAGGAAAUUUUCCAGUUGGGGGCCAACGAAAUGUACAGUGGAGAUGAUACAACACGGCUCAAGAAUAUAACCUUGCUUCGAUUGCCAAAGCUGAAACAAAUUUGGAGCACAGAUCGUCAGUCAAGUCUUCACUUUGAGAGUCUGCAAGUUGUACGUGUUGAAAACUGUGGAGAUUUAGAGUUCCUUUUUCCAUUCUCCAUAGCUAAGCACCUGCAUCAACUUGAAGCAGUUACAAUAAAGAGUGCUCAAAAGAUGAAGGAAAUUGUUUCCAAGAGAGAAGAACCCUUAGAUAAUCUUGUCAAAUUUGAGUUUAAUCAGCUAACCUCAAUGGUACUUUGGAAUUUACAUGAUUUGCAGGAAUUUUGUGCUGGAAAUCAUAGUUUAUCUUGUUCAUCAUUAAAAGAAUUAGAUGUCUUUAAUUGUAAAAAAUUGAAGCUGUUCAAGACACAAGGUACAAGUAGCCAAGGAAGUCUUUCUCAUGGUAAUCUCUGUGUCUCAACGCAACAACCUCUUUUCACACUCGAAGAGGUGAUGAGCAACCUGGAGCAGUUGGCCCUAUCCAGUGAGCAUUUGACCAUUAUAUUACAGGGCCACUUUUCUGGGGAAAACUUCAGGAAACUCAAAUUUCUUGCAUUGCUAGAGAUUGGAGAUGAUCAAAUGACUUUCCCAUACUGGUUUCUUCAAAACAUGAGCAGCCUUGAGCGUCUCAUUGUGGGAGGGAGUUCUUUCAAGGAGAUAUUUUCAGAAGAAGCACUUAUCAAUCCAGGAGGAAAAAGUGAGAACACAACACGAAUAAAAAAUUUGAGACUGACACACUUGAAUGAACUCCAGAAUAUAUGUAAACAAGGAUGCCAAAUAGACCCUCUAGUUGAAGUUCUUGAGCACUUGGUUGUAGAUCAUUGUUCCAAAUUAAACCACUUGGUGCCUUCUUCCAUAACCUUUUAUCACUUGACAUAUUUAGAGGUACAAAAUUGCAAUGGAUUGAUUUAUUUAAUUACCUCUUCGACAGCAAGAAGUCUAGUCAAGUUAGCAACAUUGAAGAUAAGGGAGUGUAUAUCAGUUGAGGAAAUUGUGGCAGAAAAAGGAGGGGAUAACAUAAAUGAGAUCGCCUUCAACAGCCUAGAAGUUUUGGAGCUCGAAAGUUUGUCAAAACUCCGGAUAUUUUGCUCUAGUAACUGCUUCUUGAAGCUUCCAUUGUUGGAGAAACUUGUAAUAAGGCAGUGUCCAAGAAUGACUAGCUUUUCCGCAAGAGAGACAAGUGCACCAAUGCUUCAAAAGAUACUGACAGAUAAACAAGAUGGAAUGUGGUGUUGGGAAGGUGAUCUUACUAAAACAGUCAACAAGAUGUUCCAAGAUAUGGUGGCAUUCAGGAGUUUCAAUCAUUUGGAACUCUCUCAAUAUCCAGAACUGAAAGAACUAUGGUAUGGCCAAGUUGAGCCGAAAAUAUUCUGCAAUUUGAAGCAUCUGGUGGUCCGUAAAUGUUCAUUCUUAUCCAACAUGAUUUUCUCAUCAAAUUUAUUGCAAUUGUUGAACACUUUGGAGGAAUUGGAAGUAUCAGAGUGUGAUUCAUUAGAAGCAAUAUUUGAUGUAAAAGCAUUAGAAGACAAAGCAAUGGAAUCAAGGGAAGUGAGCCAGUUGAAAAAAUUAAUACUCUCAAGUCUUCCAAAUUUGAAACACGUGUGGAACAGAGAAGCAGAAGAAAUAAUUAGCUUUGAAAAUUUACAGAUUGUGAAAGUUGAUAAAUGCAACAACUUAAAAUAUGUGUUUUCACCAUCACUGUGCCAAAAUUUGAGGCAACUUGAAGAGCUUCUCAUUGACUCCUGUGGUGUUGAGGAAAUCGUUUCAACUGAAGAAGGAUUGGAAGAACUCAAGUUUGAUUUUUCUCGAUUAACAAUCUUACAGCUACAUGAUUUGACACAGCUCACUAAUUUUUAUCCAAAAAAAUACACUCUAGAGUGUCCAUCAUUGAAGUGGUUAAAUAUUCGUGGAUGUGAAAAAUUGCAAAUAUUUGCAUUUGACCAUUCCAAUUCCCAGCAGCUUAGAGAGGGUGGCAUUGAUUUGCACAUUAAACAAGCUUUGUUUUAUAUUGAAAAGGUGUCCCAAAAUUUGGAGGAGUUGCCAUUAAAUGAAAAGGACAUUAUGAGGAUAUUAAAUGGCAACUAUGAGAAAAAUCUAUUUCAAGGCAUAAAAAGGCUUCAUCUGCAAUACUUUCAAGAAACUCCAAUAAAGCUUAUAAAUGAUUUGAUCCAAAAAUUCCCUACUAUAACCACACUUCAAGCACGUUGUAGUUCUUUUGAAACACUCUUUCCUUCAAAAGAAAUUGGUUGUUUCAGUAUUGAUAGUCCCAUUCAAAUUAAAACAUUGUGGCUAUUUCAAUUGGAUCAGCUUGAGCAUAUAUGGAAUGAUGAUGACUCAGCAUCUCAUCCCCUAGUUCAAAACCUUGAAGAUCUACAUUUACAACACCUUCUGCAUUUUUCAAAAAAUUAA
Molecule: messenger RNA, 7741 nt
Organism: Neltuma alba
Lineage: Eukaryota; Viridiplantae; Streptophyta; Magnoliopsida; Fabales; Fabaceae
Exons: 12
Coding region: 104-7741 (2545 amino acids)
Molecular function (GO): ADP binding; ATP hydrolysis activity; protein binding
Source: RefSeq, a predicted model, not a curated record